AUGGGGAAGGGGCUGGAGGGGACAGCAGCCCGCUGCGGGCUGGGACUGGGAUACCUGCUGCAGACGGUGGUGCUCCCCGCCCUGGCCGUCCUGGGGGCCAGCCGCCCCGGCUCCGCGGCGCAAGAUGAUGACUUUUUUCAUGAGCUUCCAGAAACUUUUCCAUCUGAUCCUCCAGAGCCAUUGCCCCACUUCCUCAUUGAACCCGAAGAGGCUUACAUUGUGAAGAACAAGCCCGUGAAUCUGUACUGCAAAGCAAGCCCAGCCACACAAAUCUAUUUUAAGUGCAACAGCGAGUGGGUUCACCAGAAGGACCAUGUGGUGGACGAGAGAGUAGAUGAAACCUCUGGUCUGAUUGUCCGGGAGGUCAGCAUCGAGAUUUCCCGGCAGCAAGUGGAGGAGCUCUUUGGGCCAGAGGAUUACUGGUGCCAGUGCGUUGCCUGGAGCUCUGCAGGCACCACCAAGAGCCGGAAAGCCUACGUCCGCAUUGCAUAUCUCCGGAAAACUUUUGAGCAGGAGCCCUUAGGGAAAGAAGUGUCCCUGGAGCAAGAGGUCCUGCUCCAGUGCCGUCCCCCUGAAGGCAUCCCAGUAGCUGAGGUGGAGUGGCUGAAGAAUGAAGAGGUGAUUGACCCCGUGGAAGACCGGAACUUUUACAUCACCAUUGAUCACAACCUGAUCAUCAAGCAAGCCCGGCUUUCUGACACCGCCAAUUACACCUGUGUUGCAAAAAACAUUGUGGCCAAAAGGAAAAGCACCACAGCAACUGUGAUAGUCUAUGUGAAUGGAGGCUGGUCCACCUGGACAGAGUGGUCUGUGUGUAACAGCCGCUGUGGGAGAGGCUUCCAGAAGCGCACGAGGACCUGCACCAACCCUGCCCCGCUCAACGGCGGCGCCUUCUGCGAGGGCCAGAGCGUCCAGAAAAUAGCUUGCACCACUCUGUGUCCAGUGGAUGGCAAGUGGACAUCCUGGAGCAAGUGGUCCACCUGUGGCACUGAGUGCACUCACUGGCGCCGCAGAGAGUGCACAGCCCCAGCUCCCAAGAAUGGGGGGAAGGACUGCGAGGGGCUGGUGCUGCAGUCCAAGAACUGCACGGAUGGGCUCUGCAUGCAGGCUGCUCCUGACUCAGAUGAUGUUGCUCUCUACGUGGGGAUCGUCAUUGCUGUGAUCGUGUGCCUGGCCAUUUCCAUGGUCGUGGCCCUGUUUGUCUACCGCAAGAACCACCGGGACUUUGAGUCAGAUAUUAUUGACUCCUCGGCACUAAACGGGGGAUUUCAGCCUGUCAACAUCAAGGCUGCAAGGCAAGACCUCCUGGCAGUGCCACCAGACCUCACUUCUGCUGCAGCCAUGUACAGAGGUCCCGUGUACGCCUUGCAUGAUGUCUCUGAUAAAAUCCCAAUGACCAACUCUCCAAUCCUGGACCCCCUCCCAAACCUGAAGAUCAAGGUUUAUAACACUUCUGGUGCAGUCACUCCCCAGGAUGACCUUUCUGACUUCUCCUCCAAGCUGUCCCCACAGAUUACGCAGUCUCUGCUGGAGAAUGAGACCCUGAACAUGAAGAACCAGAGCCUUGCCCGGCAAACUGACCCAUCAUGCACUGCCUUUGGGACCUUCAACUCCUUAGGAGGCCACCUAGUAAUUCCCAAUUCAGGAGUAAGUUUGCUGAUCCCAGCGGGAGCCGUUCCACAAGGGAGAGUCUAUGAAAUGUAUCUGACAGUUCACAGGAAGGAGAACAUGAGGCCACCUGUAGAAGACAGCCAAACCCUGCUGACACCUGUGGUGAGCUGUGGCCCACCAGGAGCCCUGCUAACCCGGCCUGUCAUUUUAACCAUGCACCACUGCGCAGAGCCAAACACAGAGGACUGGCAGAUCCAGCUGAAGCACCAGGCUGCCCAGGGACCAUGGGAGGAUGUGGUGGUGGUUGGAGAGGAAAACUUCACCACCCCGUGCUAUAUCCAGCUGGACCCAGAGGCCUGCCAUAUCCUGACAGAAACCCUCAGCACCUAUGCCUUGGUGGGACAGUCAAUCACCAAGGCAGCAGCCAAACGUCUCAAACUGGCCAUCUUUGGACCUCUAUCCUGCUCUUCCUUGGAGUACAGCAUCCGGGUCUACUGCCUCGAUGACACGCAGGAUGCUCUUAAGGAGGUCCUCCAGCUUGAGCAGCAGAUGGGCGGGCAGCUUUUAGAAGAGCCUAAAGCUUUGCAUUUCAAGGGAAGCACCCACAACCUCCGUCUGUCCAUUCAUGACAUUGCCCAUUCUCUCUGGAAGAGCAAGCUGCUGGCCAAAUACCAGGAGAUUCCCUUUUACCACAUCUGGAGUGGAUGUCAGAGGAACCUGCACUGCACCUUCACACUGGAAAGGUUCAGUCUGAAUACCCAGGAGCUGGUGUGCAAACUGUGUGUGCGGCAGGUUGAAGGAGAAGGACAGAUCUUCCAGCUUAACUGCUCUAUCUCAGAGGAACCUACUGGCGUUGAUUAUCCUCCCAUGGACUCAGCAGGCACCAUCACCACCAUCGUGGGGCCCAGCGCUUUCAGCAUCCCCCACCCAAUAAGGCAGAAGCUGUGCAGCAGCCUGGAUGCUCCCCAGACCAGAGGCCACGACUGGCGCAUGCUGGCCCACAAGCUGAAACUGGACAGGUACUUAAAUUAUUUUGCUACUAAAUCAAGUCCCACCGGGGUGAUCCUGGAUCUCUGGGAAGCCCAGAAUUUCCCUGAUGGCAACCUGAGCAUGCUGGCAGCAGUUCUUGAAGAAAUGGGAAGACACGAAACAGUUGUUUCUUUGGCAGCAGAAGGAAAUUACUAAUGCAGCCUUGGCUUGACCAGGAAGGACAGACACAGGGAGCGGUAAUGCCCUGUUAUUGCAAACAAGAAUUGAAAUGAAAACCCAGACCAAUGAAUUACACAAGAGACGUUUCAGAGAAGAAAGUAAGCAAACAAACAAAAAAAACAGCCCUGACCUUCACACGUGCUCUCCUUGUACAUUAUCACAGGAUCAGAAAGAGAUCAUGCAAAGUUGUACCUUGAAAAUAUAAAUCAACCUAAUGUUCCUCUCGGCUUGGCUGUACACUG
Vidua macroura (Pin-tailed whydah) is the source of this 3062-nucleotide messenger RNA. It is a transcript of the gene UNC5C, whose product is annotated as unc-5 netrin receptor C. The record is from RefSeq and is a predicted model, not a curated record. Gene Ontology annotation, cellular component: membrane. Lineage: Eukaryota; Metazoa; Chordata; Aves; Passeriformes; Viduidae. Gene Ontology annotation, biological process: netrin-activated signaling pathway. Gene Ontology annotation, molecular function: protein binding; netrin receptor activity. The transcript is spliced from 16 exons. Bases 1 to 2796 code for a protein of 931 amino acids.